Phlebotomus argentipes is the source of this 717-nucleotide messenger RNA. RefSeq lists its product as uncharacterized. Gene Ontology annotation, cellular component: mitochondrial large ribosomal subunit; mitochondrion. The coding region runs from base 45 to 662 and encodes 205 amino acids. NCBI's taxonomy places the organism in Eukaryota, Metazoa, Arthropoda, Insecta, Diptera, Psychodidae. The transcript is spliced from 3 exons. The record is from RefSeq and is a predicted model, not a curated record.
CAGUCGAUGAAGUGGUGCGGCUUUUUCGCUGUAUUACAAUAGAAAUGGCGGCGGUUGCUCGACAUUUUACUGUGUGGAAAACAGGUCAACACUUUUCCAGCACACUCGAAGCGAGAUGGUUCGGCGUGAGCUCAGUCAACUACCGCACGAAGCCGUCGAGGGAGCCAAAGAAGCCGAAGAAGAAGUUGCAAACUGGAGGACAGCGAAUUGACUCUGUGGCACAAUCACUCGCCUCGAGAGGAUUCCUCCGGUCAUGCCAGCCAUACACACCUCCACACGACGUAGCGGCUCAGAUACGCAACUUGGGCUAUGCCGGCACUGCGGUCUUUUCUUCGCUGGAUGACAAAUUCAAAUUCCUAGAAGAGUGCCGGAAGAUUUUCAAUCACCAAGUGCCCAAUUCGCAGUUGCACAAGCUGAAGGGUGUGCAGGAUGUCAUUGAGUUCUAUGAGACUCCAGUGGAUAGCACUUUGCCGCUGGACACGCUCAAACAGGAGGAUUUGCCGGUGAAUCUUCACAUUCAGAGCGAGUUCAAGAGGUUCCUGCCCGAUGAGGACACAAUGUUUGGCGGUGUGAGUGCAUUCCCAAAGAGCUCAACCCUCGUCACGGGUCUGACGUACAGGAAGAAGUACCGAGGCCACAUUGCCAAGAGAUCUUGGCCAUAGAAGGCAAAAGUCUGUUAGUAUUUUGUAUCGCAAAGUUCGGUAGAAUAAAGAGAUU